AUGACUCCUAGUGACUCGGUCGACCACCUAGACUGCCUUGGGCAUUGUUCGGUCCACCAGACGGGAAGGUCGAUCAACCCCUUCCAAGUGGAAAUCAUCACUGGUCAACUCUUCUAUGAUCAAGAGCCUGCUGGUUACCAGACCAUGGCUGCCGGCACGAGUCCCGACUGCGCCUGUGUCUUUCCAGCCAGUGGGCUGGUUUGCGCAACUGGAGGCGGCCUAUCUGCGCUUCGACGAGGACAAAAGCCAGGCGAUUUGGGAGGCAACCCACUGCCUAUGGAUUUCUGGAGACCAAGUGCGCUAGCGCCUUCCUCGCGUUGUACUACAAUGUGCGAACGAAGCGUCGUGGUCAGGCAAUUCGAGCAUGGCGAGGGGUUGUCGACUUAA
This is a messenger RNA of Peronospora belbahrii, 387 nucleotides long. Lineage: Eukaryota; Oomycota; Peronosporomycetes; Peronosporales; Peronosporaceae. The record is from the annotation of a GenBank genome assembly.